This is a messenger RNA of Penaeus chinensis, 2727 nucleotides long. RefSeq lists its product as uncharacterized. Lineage: Eukaryota; Metazoa; Arthropoda; Malacostraca; Decapoda; Penaeidae. Bases 72 to 2597 code for a protein of 841 amino acids. Gene Ontology annotation, molecular function: serine-type endopeptidase activity. The transcript has 21 exons. Gene Ontology annotation, biological process: proteolysis. The record is from RefSeq and is a predicted model, not a curated record.
GGUAAAGCAAGUGAACCAGUUGUCCUUCAAGGAGCUGGAGCAUACAAACCUUAUCGCAGGCUGCUCUGAACAUGGGCGUGCUGAGGAAGUCUCUGUUCCUGCUACUUGCCUUACACAACGCUGCGUAUGUGCACAGCCAGACGGGUGUUCAGCCAUUCCUUAACGCCUUUUGUAAAGCGAAUGCAAAUAAUAAAGGCUGCCAUAGCAAGCCCCUCUUGACAGAGGGAGGUGCUGGAGGAUCCACCCCCGGGCUGGACCAAGGCAGCAAUGUGGCAUGCCUUGUGGGGACGAAAAGGUGCACGCAACUGCCGAAUCUGUGUGUGCCUUCAGACAUCCCCUGCAGUGCCAUAGACGCUGCGUACGUGUAUAGCCAGACGGAUGUUCAGACAUUUCUCAACGCCUUUUGUAGAGCGAAUGCAGAUAAUAAAGGCUGUCAUAGCAAGCCCCUCGUGACAGGGGGAGGUGCUGGAGGAUCCACCCCCGGGCUGGACCAAGGCAGCAAUGUGGCAUGCCUUGCGGGGACGAAAAGGUGCACGCAACUGCCGAAUCUGUGUGUGCCUUCAGACAUCCCCUGCAGUGCCAUAGACGCUGCGUACGUGCAUAGCCAGACGGAUGUUCAGACAUUUCUCAACGCCUUUUGUAGAGCGAAUGCAGAUAAUAAAGGCUGCCAUAGCAAGCCCCUCGUGACAGAGGGAGGUGCUGGAGGAUCCACCCCCGGGCUGGACCAAGGCAGCAAUGUGGCAUGCCUUGCGGGGACGAAAAGGUGCACGCAACUGCCGAAUCUGUGUGUGCCUUCAGACAUCCCCUGCAGUGCCAUAGACGCUGCGUACGUGCAUAGCCAAACGGAUGUUCAGACAUUCCUUAACGCCUUUUGUAAAGCGAAUGCAAAUAAUAAAGGCUGUCAUAGCAAGCCCCUCGUGACAGAGGGAGGUGCUGGAGGAUCCACCCCCGGGCUGGACCAAGGCAGCAAUGUGGCAUGCCUUGCGGGGACGAAAAGGUGCACGCAACUGCCGAAUCUGUGUGUGCCUUCAGACAUCCCCUGCAGUGUCAUAGACGCUGCGUACGUGCAUAGCCAAACGGAUGUUCAGACAUUCCUUAACGCCUUUUGUAAAGCGAAUGCAAAUAAUAAAGGCUGCCAUAGCAAGCCCCUCUUGACAGAGGGAGGUGCUGGAGGAUCCAUCCCCGGGCUGGACCAAGGCAGCAAUGUGGCAUGCCUUGCGGGGACGAAAAGGUGCACGCAACUGCCGAAUCUGUGUGUGCCUUCAGACAUCCCCUGCAGUGUCAUAGACGCUGCGUACGUGCAUAGCCAGACGGAUGUUCAGACAUUUCUUAACGCCUUUUGUAGAGCGAAUGCAUAUAUAAAAGGCUGCCAUAGCAAGCCCCUCGUGACAGAGGGAGUUGCUGGAGGAUCCAUCCCCCGGCUGGACCAAGGCAGCAAUGUGGCGUGCCUGCCGGGGACGAAAAGGUGCACGCAACUGCCGAAUAUGUGUGUGCCUUCAGACAUUCCCUGCAGUGCCAUAGGAUCCGACAGGUUUUGCGAGCAACCGAAAGCGAUCAACACGAAGCAACGCGUCCUCGUGUGUGGCGACGGAAGCACCGUCUGUAGCACCGCAAGCAAAUUACCCUUGCUGACCGUGCUGAUCGUGCAGUGCCUCGGGAAUUACGAUAUCGUAGCCCAGCAAUCAGGCGUAGAACACCAGCUCCAGUCACUUGGAGUGAUGGAAAAAACAGGCAGCAACAAGGGGGCUGGAAUUUACAUGUGCGAUACAUCACUGUCCUGGAGACCUUUGGCUGGGUCGCCUCCUCUCGACGCCCUCCAGCCGUCCUGUUUGGACGCAGGAUGUGGCUACAUCCCCGAGCCUAUCCAAGACAUAGCUGUGGACCGCCGUUGGUCGUGGGUGCGGCUCCUGUACCGCAACGACCAACCCGCAUGCAGCCUCACCCUCGUCGCCAACCACGCAGCAAUCACCGCCGCACACUGCGUGACUAAGAACCCAGCUUCACGUGAAAUCCCUAACAUAGGCGAAUUCAGUAUUGAAAUGCCAGGAUACACAGUCGAGCCGAAAAACAUUUUCAUCCACCCACAAUACGACCCGAAUUCCCGCUACGCCCACGACCUCGCAGUUAUUACUUUCAGUCCUCACUCUGACAACAUUCUGCCGACGGUGUGCAUCGCGGACGAAGCGGUCAUACCCUCCAGGGACAGGGAGCAAGUGAUCUUCGUGCUCGAUGAGAAUCGCAAGACCCCUGAGUGGUUUACCCGCCCCUCAAAAUGGAGUACGAACUGCCUGGGACUCUCCCCGUCGAACACCUUCUGUCGAGACCAGCUGGAUUUGAAGGAGAGUCAGUUCUGCGCGCAGUAUGAGGCAAUCGGCAUCACCAGCGGUUCAUCGGGAGGACCUUACCUGGCUGAUAUUGGCACAGGAGUGGACGAGGUUUGGGUGAUAAUGGGCGUGCUUUCCACCGUCAACAACAGCUCCUCAUGUUCCCAGGGGCACCUCGUCUACAGCAACGUGGCGAAUGACGCGCAGUGGCUGAAGGAGUGCGUGUUUUACGAUCGCUGCAACGCCUUAUCAACCAUCAUUCAGGGAAGAUGAACUUGAAGGAGCUUUUCUCUACCUGUGCUGUUAGGGAAACUUUGCUCGCCUAUGUACAGAAAGUAUGAAAAAGGAAGGUUAAACUAAGUUGUUAUUUAACCAUUAAAUCAAUAUAAUGAAUACUGUUGAC